This is a messenger RNA of Sander lucioperca (pikeperch), 2290 nucleotides long. It is a transcript of the gene synj2bp, whose product is annotated as synaptojanin 2 binding protein. Gene Ontology annotation, cellular component: postsynaptic density membrane; neuromuscular junction; neuron projection. Gene Ontology annotation, molecular function: protein binding. Gene Ontology annotation, biological process: chemical synaptic transmission. Bases 136 to 576 code for a protein of 146 amino acids. NCBI's taxonomy places the organism in Eukaryota, Metazoa, Chordata, Actinopteri, Perciformes, Percidae. The transcript has 4 exons. The record is from RefSeq and is a predicted model, not a curated record.
UCAUCCCAUCAGGGGGCAGCACACCACAAACCACCGACUGUACCGAAGGAAGCAAAUCGAAACUCCUCAAUGAGUUCACCUUCACAUAAAUAGUUGGUCCCCCCUUCUCUGAAGAUCGUUUGCUGUCUUGACAAAAUGAAUGGCUCUCUGCCCUCCUCACCCAACGUGGUGGACAUAAAACUGAAGCGAGGAUCGGCAGGCUUGGGAUUCAACAUAGUUGGGGGCGUGGACCAGCAGUAUGUAGUGGCUGACAGUGGCAUAUACGUGUCCAAAAUUAAAGAAGAUGGAGCCGCUGCAUUGGACGGAAGACUCCAAGAGGGGGACAAGAUCCUGGCGAUCAACGGAAUCAAGCUUGAGAAUCUGACCCAUAAAGCUACAGUUGAUCUGUUCAGGACAGCAGGGGAGGACGUGGAGCUCCGGGUUCUGAAAAAGUUUCCCCAACACAUGAACGGACCCACAGGCUCACAACCUGAGCACAAAUCUCCAGUGUCUUCUCUGGGUAUGCUGGCUGCUUUAUUGGGAGUUGCAAGCAUCUUUGCAUUCAUUUACAUUCGGAACCAUAGGAGGCACUUUUAACAAAGCUGCCGUUGUCUGCAUAUUAUUUUUAAAAUCAAAAACUUUGCUUAAGGCCAAAGAAAAGAAAGCGGGAACAAACUCUAAACAGUAGAAGUUAUUUUUUUUUUUUUUUAUUAGUAGCUGUUGGUGUCACUGAUGAGUUUCUCCAUGUUCAUGUUUAUUAUGUGAUUUAAUGGUAGCUCCUUGACACCCUUCCUAUGCAAAAGGAUCCGCUCUGACCACAGAGAUUACUUUAAAUAGAUAGCUUUGUGAUUGUAAUGAGUAGAAGGAUGCACAUUCCUGCUGCUGGGCUGAGCUGGGCUGAGCUCGGGCAGAAACAAACGGUAUACUGCCCGUAUACAGAAGUUGUAUGCAGAAUAUUUUUAAAUCCUUGGGUCAAGUCAGACUGGCUCAAGCUUUAGGGUCCAUUUCCAGACUUAAAGACAGUGUUGUGUUCAGUCACUCGUAGGCCUCUCUGUACCUCCAUCCCUGAAUGGCAGAUCUGUCUGAGGGCCGACGUUAAGAGGAACUCACUGUACUUUGUUUGUCAGGGUUUAAAAAUGAAUGCAACUGGGUUUGAGUUUCAUUUUGCAUGGCGCACAGAAUCACGAGAAGAGUUGCAUCCUGCCGUACUGAAACAGCCUGCAGUUAAUGUGAUACAUUGUCUUAUAAUGGACUUCAGAGUGCCUUUUUUCAUCUACUCCAAGUAAUGGUGGUGUUUGCGUCUUCGUGCUCCUUAUUGUGAUCAAAAUGAAAAUCAACCCACUGCAUCCAUUAAUACAUUUCUAAUUAAAGGAGGUUGCUUGUGAUAAUCCCUCUAUAUUCUUGUCAUCAAAUCCCAUAAAAAGCCCCAAACCAACAGUGAGUUAGUCCAUCUCUCAAUACUUCCUGACUUCCUCAGCCUAUCUGCAUCCACAUGGCCAUAAAUCUUUAAAAACACGCCAGAAAUGUAUAGUUUGAGUUUCAAAAAUUGCUCUGUCUGUGUCAAAAACAGCUAGACACUGUAGUUUUUUUAUUUUAGCAAAUAUUCCUCAAACAGGAGAAAAUAUUAGUUUGGGACUAUUUUCUGAGGCAGAUUAAUUAACACACAUAAUUUGGUGACUUAGUAAGUAUUUAGAGCAGCAGGGCGGUGUAUAUGUGACUGACUGUCUCACUCAUGGUAAUGAAGAAACAUGUCAGCCAGUGCAACAGUGUGGCUCAUUAAUGUGUUUCUAAUAGUUUUUGGACAACAGUGGAGCUUUUUGCAGGAAGAAUAUAUCAGACAAGCCAGUGCUUGUAAUCGUAUCUCACCUUCUGCUAAGUGAUGGAUGGAAAUUGGAGUAUGUUGUGAUAGAGGACAUGAGUUGUUCAUUUGUGUGAAGGAUCAUCAGCUUAAUACUGAAGAGCAGCUUAAGACACUUCCAUGUGAAGGAAUGUUUUUUUUAAGAAAUGAGUUGCUGUCAACACCUUUUUAAUGUUUGUUUUUUUUGCACUAGCCACAAUCAUGGAAUUCCUCCAGUAACUUCCUUAGAACAGAUGAAUAAGUGAAUUAUGUGUACUGGGUGUAUUUGUCCACAUUUUUCAGUCUGCAAAUAUCAGUCUGUUGUCUGUAAAUACAUUUUAUGUGGCUCUGCUGAGUGGAAUCGUGAAUAUGUGCAGUAUGCCAGAAAACACAGAUCAGAAGCACUAAUAAAUUAUGUAAAAUACUGUGUUUUACAUCCAAACACCUACUGUAUUAAAAUUCAUGUUGAAUUCA